Molecule: messenger RNA, 3615 nt
Organism: Eucalyptus grandis
Lineage: Eukaryota; Viridiplantae; Streptophyta; Magnoliopsida; Myrtales; Myrtaceae
Product: F-box protein SKIP14
Exons: 2
Coding region: 1071-2903 (610 amino acids)
Cellular component (GO): cytoplasm
Source: RefSeq, a predicted model, not a curated record
CGUCCUCCUCUUUUCCCCCGUCUCGCCCACCCUAAUUUUAGACAGCAACAACUUCACCGUUAAUCUCCUCCCGUCCUCCGCCAUCUCUCUCUCUCUCUCCGGUUCCUGAUUCCUGCUCACGUUUUUCUCUCUCUACUUUCUCUCUCUGGUUCUUGAUCGAAUUCAAUCCCCACCUCCUUCCUUCCUUCCUCGCUUCUUCUUCCUUCUUCGUCUUCUUCGGUGGCAGACAAUCAGGGACGCUCGAGAUCUCUCUCUCUUCUCAUCUCCCUCCCCCUCCCCUCUGCAAAACCAAAAAAAAACAGGUUCUUUUUUUUUUCUUUGCCUCGACAUUCCCUCUCUCUCUAUCUCUAUCUCUAUCUCUAUCUCUAUCUAUCUCUGGUUUUUGCUCUUUUCUUGGCCUUUUGAAUUCCGGCUUCGGGAGGAUUCGAUUCGGUCCCGCUCCUCGUUUCGUCGAUUGGGCGUCCCUUCGGAGGCGGAUUGGCGGGUGGGGUUGUUGCUCCUUUUUCUUGAUUCGCGGUGGGUGGGUGUUGGGGUUUCUUCCAUUCUUUCAUUUUGCGGUUUUUUCCCAAGGGGGUGAUUUGGAUUCGAUUUCUUCCCUAACCCUAGCUCUGGUGUACAGUCCGAAGGAGGGGGAAGCGAGAGGAAGAUAGAGAGGGAGAUAGAGAGAGAUAGAGGGAGAGAGAGAGAGAUAUAUGUAUUCCAUUGAUUCUUGUUCUGUAUAGCUUACGUGAGGAUCUCACUGUAGUUCUUGAUCUUUCUUGCCGGGUUCCGGUCGUGGAGGUUUUCUCUUUUAGGGUUUCCUUCGGCCCCUUUACUGGCGAAACUCUAUGAGAUUUUCGAUGCGUUUUUUUUAGUUCGCCAUCUGAAAUUGAGGGUUUCCCACGCCGCUUCGAUCUUCCGCGUUCUUGCGUGCCCCCCAUUCCUUUUUUUUUUUUUUUUUUGUAGUUUUCGUUCCCUGCUAAUCCCAAUCGAAAAAAACCCCCAAAAAAAAAGAGAGAGAAAAGAGAGAGAAAACCAAAAAAGACUCCAGCUUUUUUGUGUAGGCAUUAGCCGGUUCUGUAGAUAAGAAGAUGGCUUUGAACUACUCUCAUCGCCCAGUUUUCGCCGCCCAUCUGCCUGAAGAUAGCAUGGUGUCCCCGAUGAGGAUUGCCAAUCGGUGCAUUGUGGAGGGUGUUUCGGAGAAUAAGGCGGAUGGUGCCGAUAGGCCCUGGCUGUUGGAGGGGGAUGUCAAGGAUUGUUUGGAUUAUGGACGGAGUAGAUGUGAUGGUGGUGGCUGCUCUCAGGAUUCGGUUUCCAGCAACAUCCUUGACGUUUUGCCUUCUGAUCCGUUCGGGAUGGAUAUAAGCACCACUUUUACGGCUCUAACCGGUUGGCUUGAGGAUUUGGAGAUGAAUUACGGUGGCUGCGCAAGAGAUUUUGCUGGGGCCAGUCCUGAUGAUUACCAGCUGUUUGCAAGAUUGAUCUGGAAUAAUGCAAUGAGAUUCCAGGCUUUUCCAGGAAUGAUUGGGUUUAAUACCGAUCCUAGUCCAGCCAGCAGCACGUGUCCUUGCUAUGGGGUGAAGGAAAGUGCGCGUGGCUCCUGUGAUGUUGCUUGUAGUUCGAUGAGUGAAUUUUCUGGUUAUCCUGAUUCCUUGGAAGCAGGAGACGCAUCUUCCUUUGAUUUGGGUUCAUCAAGUGGACAUCAUGGGUGUUCGGAGGAGGUCAUAGAGGGACAGGACCCUUGUGAUGGGGAGUUUGGAUUGACCAGUGCACUUGGGGGAUUAUCUGAGGUUAUGGAGUCGGGACAGGGAUCCUGCCAUGUUGGCUUUGAAUCAGUAAGUGGCUGCGAUCAAUGUCCUGAGGUGAUGGAAGAUGUAAAUGCACCCUACGAUCUUGGCCUCGGAUCCAUUGGUGGAUUUGGUAGGUGUUCCCUGGAGAAUGGAGUUUCUGGGGUGUCUAACAUGGAUGGCUUUUUUCAUGGAAGCAGUGGAAGCUCCAGCGUUCCUGAUAACAACCACCCAAGUAAAGGCCUGGAGACUUCUGCUGAGACUUAUUCCUUUGUCAACAGACAAAUGACUCGCUACGCAUUUUCUUUGGCUCUUGGUUAUCUGGGUGUGCGGGAUCUUCUCGCUCUUGAGAGUGUUUGCAAAUCAGUCCGGUCUACAGUUCGAAAUGAACCCUUCUACUGGAGGAAUAUACAUAUACAUCAUCCUCUGAAUGAAAAGAUUACUGAUGAAGUUCUGAUUCAACUGACUGAUAGAGCUCGAGGUAAUCUCCAGUGCUUGAGUCUGGUAGAUUGCCCAAGGAUCACUGAUGAUGGUCUGAAGCGUGUCCUUGACAGUAAUCCAAAGCUAAGCAAGCUCUGUGUACCUGGGUGCACAAGACUUAGUAUUAAUGGCAUUUUGGAUAGCCUGAGAACAUUCAAGUUGAUGGGUACCCUCAGCCUAAAGCAUAUUAGGAUUGGUGGGCGUUAUGGGGUAACGGAGGAACAUUUUGAGGAGUUGAAGUCCUUGAUGGGGAUAACAAGUGAGACACAGCAGAACCUGAAUGCCCUCAAGCCAUAUUUCUAUCACAGAGAUAGAAUGUACUUAUCAUGUGAGGAUGAUCGUACCAUUGAUAUUGAGACGUGUCCAAGAUGCCAAAAACUGAGGUUGGUCUAUGACUGCCCUGCUGAGCUUUGUCAGGGUAGGGAACAUGCGUCUCAAGCAUGUAGGGCCUGCAUACUGUGCAUAGCUCGGUGUGUUCAGUGUGGUCGGUGCAUUAAUGACAAUGAAUACGAGGAAACCUUUUGUCUGGAACUGCUCUGCUCAGAUUGUUCAAAGCAACAAUUUCUGAUGUGCCACGAGAUGGAUGGUAGCAAUGUUGCUAUCUCAGAUUCCACUGCUCACCGCGAAGACCCACAGGGCUCCUCAAUGCGUGGCUGAAGAUGAGUAAGGCUUCUCGUUGGUCUUUGGUCUAUGAGCAAUGCUGUUUUCUUUUUUGUGCCUUGCUUUUAGGAUCAAACAUUGACAAAAAUGGAAAAUGAGGAAUUAGGGGGCAAUUGAAGCUGCUUCACGUUCUCUGGCAGUCAUAUGUCAUUCUCAGUUAGCAUAAUAUGGCGCAGCUUGGAAACGGGGUGUGAAGAAAUGGUGAGGUUUUGGUCUUGGAGCUGGAGGAUCUGUUCUGAGCGUUCCCUACAUGGAAUGCUUGGUGACUGAGCCAUCCAUGUGAAACACGAUGACACGUCAGGCGACCUUGUGUUGUCAAUCUUCACAUUGUGUGUGGUUCGCGUGCAGACGGCUGUGUAUUUAUUUGGGUGCUAUCUUGAGAAAAGGGGGUUAGAAAUGGAAUAAAAAGAUCUUAUGUGUACUAUGGCAUUGGAUUGGAGGUGAUAGGACUCAACCUAGGCAAUAAUCAUCCCAAGUUUAAGAUGUCUCAAGGUGUUUCGCCAAACUGUAUAUGGCGAGCGGUUGUUGUACUUGUAUUAGUAGAAUUGUUUACUCCCUAUUGUUAUUAUGGGUUUUCACUGCCCGGAACAAAUAAAAGAAGUCAUAUGUGGAAGAUGUGUUAACAUUGUUCUGUUUACUUGUAAUUUGAACCUGUAUUCCUGUUACUGGAAUUUGCAAGUAGUAUAUGCAAUAAUUGAGGUUCUGCAUA